AUGGACGACCUCGACGAGCUUGCCGGCCUCCUAGGUCUGGACUCGUCGUCCGGUUCGUUCGAGCCUGCGAGCAAGUCGGAUCGGGCCAUGUUUUCGUUCUCGUCGUUUGGUGCAGGUGCGCGCGCACGUCCUAGCUCGGCUGUACCGGCCGGUAACCCGACUAGUGCCACACCAGGGGCGCGACAGAGCAACUCGCGCGGGAACGAGCUGGAUGAGCUCGCCCUGCUUGACGACGACGAUGACGAUGAUGAUGACCUUCUCGCCGACAUGGGCCUUGCCUCGCCACCAAAGUCAAAGCAGUCAUCGUUUGCACCGCGAAACUCGGCGGCGGCGGCGGCGGCGCCUGCGGCGGCUCCUGCGGCGGCUCCGGCAGGUGGCGCGGGGCGACUCGACUGGUCGUCGUUUGGCAAAGGCAAGACGGGAAGUGCGAGCAAGCCCGCGGCGCCGGCGCCAUCGGCAUACGACGAGUUUGAAGUCUCGCCGGCGUCGUCAACCCAGCUAACGCCCAAGUCGGCCGGCGUGGCGAACAACCCAGAGGCUUGGUACCACUGGCUUGGGCUCGACCCGUCAAACCCCGCCGACGCGCCGCUACUGUAUGUCGUCGACGUCGGCAUCGAGUCGGACCUGCCGUUCCCGUGGAAGGCCCAGGCCGACGGCACGUUUGUCAACUCGCUCUCGGGCGAGGUGCGCGAUGAGCAUCCGCUCGUCCCGAUUCUGCGCCAAAAGGUGGCGACCAUGCGCGCGUCAGCCGGCGCUCCUGGCGCUGCCUCGGGCACCGCAGGGUCAGGGAGCGCCGACAAGCCGGCAUCGGACGACGGCUCGUUCCCCGAGCUCUCGGACGACGAUACACAUCUUGCUCUGCCGGGCGCGUCGCCAGCAGCGCACAAGAGCUCGCCGCAGUCCACAGCCAAGCCAAACAUCUCGUACUCGACAUCACCCGUGUUUGCAGCGCGGACUGCGAUUGGCGCAGCAACGGCAGCAGCAGCCGGCGGCAUUGGUCCCGCAUCGCAGGCUGCCAUCAACGACCACCUCGGGACCAUCGCCGAGUUGCAGCGGGCGCUGGCCUACGAGCAAUCGCAGAACGCCAAACUCGAGCGCGAACUCGCGUACCUCAAGAACAGCCACGAGUCGCAUGUCGCCGCCAUCACUGCCGAACACGAAGCCAUGGUCUCGUCGCUGCGGGCGCGCCAUGCGCAAGAGGCCGAGCACGCUGCAGCCAUGCACAAGCAGGCGCUGCAGCAUGCCGAGUCGACACAUGCCACCGAGGUCCAGGCUGCGCAGCGUCAGUUUCAUGCCCAGAUGGACUCGAUGCGCAAGCUGCAUGAAGCCGAGCUGGAGGCCAUGCGCCGUCGCGAGGUCCAGGCAUCAGAGCUCUCGUCGCUCGUGAGCAAGGUCUCGGCGUCGUCGGCGUCGAUCGACUCGUUGACCAAGCAUGUCUCGACCGACGCUGCCCUCGCGCUCGACGCCCUCAAGGCUGAGCGCGAGCGGGUCGAGUCGGAGCGACGGGCGCUCGAGUCGGAGCGAAGCCAACUUCGCGAAUUGUAUGCAACGCUUGGCAACGCGCCGCCCGAUCCGGAUAGUGAGGCCUCGAGCGGCCGCGCCCAGUCGCUGGUGGCUUGGGAAAAGUCGCUGCGCGAGAAGGAGCUGGCGCUCAAGGAGGCCGAGGCACGGAGCAAGGACGAGCUGGCAUCGGAGCGAACUCAACUGAUGCGCGAGAAAGAGGCUAUGCUCAAUGAGAAGGAGCUCUGGCUGGCGCAGGUGUCAGAAGAAAAACGCGCGCUCGCCCGCGAGUCGGCGUCGCUGGCCGACGCCCAGGCUGCAGCCCAGGACGCCAUGAACGCCGCCGCUCGCAAGGUUCAGGACAUGGAGGCCCAGCUCGAGCGCGAGUUUGGUGCCAUCGCCAACGAUCGCGACACGCUCCGUGGCGCACAGGCCCAGCUCGAAGCCAAGGAGGAAGAACUUGACACCGCCUCUCGCCGGCUUGACGACGAGCGUGCCGAGCUCGCCGCUCUCCGCGACCAGCUUGCCGCCCGCGAGAGCCGCCUCGACGACGCCGCGGGUCAAGUUGCCAAGCAAAACACGGCGCUUGCCGACGAGCGCGCCGAACUCACUCGUCGCGCCACCCAGCUAACGACCAAGGAGACCGAGCUUGCAGCUGCCAAGGCCGCGCUCACAGACAAGGAGGCACAUCUUGCCGACCAGCAGCGCCGGCUCGAGCAGGAGCGCGUCGACAUUGCACGCGAGCGCUCGACGCUCACCGACGAGAAGAUCGCGCUCUCGCGUGAAGCCUCGGCCGCGCACGCCGAGCGCGUCCUACAGCCGGUCUCGGUCAACAGCUCGCCGCACCUUUACUAUCCGCACGCCGCGCAGGCGCAGAUCCACGUUCCUGCACAACAGAACGCGCCGCCGCCGCCGCCGCCGCGCCGCACCGCCACUCAGGCCUUCUCCUUCCUCGCCAAGGAACUCUCCAAGUGGGACCGCGAAUCGGCACAGGCCUCGAUCGAGCUCGAUGCGCAGCGCAAGUACGUGCUCGGGCUGAAGCACAAGCAGUCUCGCGCCCUGGCGACGGCUGCAUCAGUCACCGCGGCGGUGCCGCGCCCGCGGCCAGCGGCAUCCUACCCCAUCACCAGCUAUCCGGCGGCAGCCUACCCGGCAGCAGCCGAGGCGAACGAGUCGAUCGAGGCAUCGUCGUUCAUGCCACUGGUCCAGCUCUCGUCUAUGUCGACGGCGUUUGACCCGUCGGGCAUGCAGACUCCGUACCAUGCACGGACUGCCCCAGUCGGCGCGUCGUCGACGCUCAAGGGCGCGCGCCAGCCGCCGGAGCCGCUUGAUGGUGCCAUCUCUGACGAUGGCUCUCAGUAA
Molecule: messenger RNA, 2862 nt
Organism: Thecamonas trahens ATCC 50062
Lineage: Eukaryota; Apusomonadida; Apusomonadidae
Exons: 2
Coding region: 1-2862 (953 amino acids)
Biological process (GO): cilium assembly; establishment of epithelial cell polarity
Cellular component (GO): ciliary basal body; centriole; ciliary transition fiber
Source: RefSeq, a predicted model, not a curated record